Molecule: messenger RNA, 2021 nt
Organism: Xenopus laevis (African clawed frog)
Lineage: Eukaryota; Metazoa; Chordata; Amphibia; Anura; Pipidae
Gene: omp.L
Product: olfactory marker protein L homeolog
Exons: 1
Coding region: 557-1033 (158 amino acids)
Source: RefSeq, a predicted model, not a curated record
CACACUUUCAUUGUACACCCAAUUUGUUAUAGAUUGUGCGACAUAAUAACUCUCUUUUAGUAGUUCCUUUUGUUCUGUGGUACUUUGUUGUUUUUUUUUCAUUUAUAGCGUUGUCAGCACAUCUAUUUUGGACCCUGAACUAGUGGUUGCAGAUGCUUAGAAGGUGCAGAAACCAAACACUUGUUGUAGUUGCAGAGCAGGUUGAGAUGCCUGAAGUCAACCCUUUUGCUCCUCAAGAAGAGGGCCAAGUGUUCUGAGAUGUUUCGCAGACUGACAGCCAUUAGUAUUUCCCUUCUCAUAAAGUGUUUCUAAGGCAACUUUAUAUCUGCUCCUUGUAGAUUUGUUUACAUAGGCAAUUACGUGUUGGUAACCUCUAAAUAACCAAGAGAGCAUCCGCAGGAAUCCCCGGGAGGGGUGCGUUGCAUCAAUGGGCCACGUUGCUUAGCAGAGUUUAUGUGUGAGGCAGAUGAAGAGGAGGGAGUCAGACUUUGGGUUUGUAGUUGGGGUUGAGUUGCAGAGGCAAGCAGACGUAGAUCACAAGAACGGCUGAGGAGCAAUGGCAUCUGAAACCUCAGAGAUGGAGCUUCCUUUCAUCGAGGAUACUCAGCUUACCAAGUGCAUGCGUAUCCGAGUCCAAACCCUCCAGCAAAAGAACGCCAAACCUCAAGAGGGUGAGAUGCUCCUCAGAGCCAACGAGUACGUCUACCGUGUGGAUUUCUCCAAGCAGAAGCUCCGAUUCCUCUGGUGGAAAGUGCAUUUGAAAUCACCGGGCAAAGUCAUGAUCACUGGCACCUCCCAGCAUUGGACCCCAGACCUUACCAACCUUAUGACCCGGCAGCUUCUGGAACCUUCAGCUGUCUUCUACAAAAAAGAUGCCAACGACGAGGUAGAGUGCAAUGAGGCUGAUGCCCAAGAGUUUGGCGAAAGGAUUGCAGAGUUGGCCAAAAUACGCAAAGUUAUGUACUUUGUCAUCACUUUCUUAGAUGGCGCUGACCCAGCUACCAUUGAAUGUUCCAUUGGCUUCAGAGCCUAAAACUGAAAGAGCCUUUAAUGUGGGACAAAAAAACAUUUUUACUUGUGAUUUAUUAAUAUAUUUGUGUUGAGCACAAAUGGACUUCAACCACUGAUCUCCAACUUCGGUUCUUCUUUAGAUGGUCCAAUUAAGCAUGAAUAAUUAACAUCCUUUAAUGUCUGCCAAAUGGACUUGUCCUCCAGUGUAUGAAUAAUGACGAUCAGCUUUCCACCAAAACUGAAUUCUUUCUAUCCUGAUUAUUAACGAUGUUCCUGGUAGAUUAUCUGUAGUCUAUAGUACAUAGCACUAAGUGGCUUCAUUAGUGUAGAGGGGCAGUAUGUUACCAAGUGUAGAGAAAUAACCAUCAAACAUUCUGAAUAGGCCAUCCUUGAUCAGUAGACACAAAUGUCAUUGGUAUUUUGUAUAAUUCCAUUAUUAUAGGUGGGACUUGAAGAACCCUAAUUCCCAGACCUUGUAGCCUGUACCCACCUAACACUGAACUCAAAAUAAAAUUUACUUCUCAGCAAUUGAUGAAACUAUGGUAUUAUGUCGAUGUUCAGCACCUUGUCCAGGUUGGGUAUCUUUUAUGGCAAAGGCUUCGGAGCCCAGAAAUGUACUUUACUAACCAAUCAGAAUCCAUUAUGCAGUGUGUAUAGGGAAAGCAUUUUCAGUGAGGGUCCCAAAGGUUUUCAUUAGCCCCUAAACCAGGGAAGGGUAAAUUUGGCACCUUGGAUGUCCAAAUGCUUCUUUAUAUUCAAGGAUUACAAAUCCGUGUCCAGUGGUUGGGUAUUCGUGUCUAAGAGGGGUCAGGCCCUGGGGGUAUUCGUGUCUAAGAGGGUCCUGAGUAUAUGAGACUGCUGGUGGGUUCAGUGGAAGGGUGGUGGUCAUGGUCUGUCAGGUUUAGGAUGCUCGGGACCUCGGGUAUUCCGGAUAAGGGAUCUUUCCAUAAUUUGGAUAUUCCUUAAAUCUACUAGAAAAUCAUGUAACCAUUAAAUAAACCCAAUAGGCU